CCACCCCCAUCCACCACACCCCCCUCCCCCCCCCCCACACACACUCCCCAACCCACCACAACCACCACACCCAACCACACCAACCCCCCCACCCCACCCACCCCCCCCACACCCACACCCACCACCCCCACACCCACACCUCCACCACCCCACGCCACCCCACACCCCACUGCCCCACACCACACCGCACCACCACCCACACCCCCCCCACCCCACCACCACCACCCCCACCCACCCCCCACCAUCCCCCCCCCCACACCCCCCCACACACCCACACACCAACCCCCAACCCCCAACCCACCCCCCACACCCACCACCCACCACCCACCCAUCAGCCCACACAGCCACAGCACAUCCGCACCCAAACAUCGCACGCACAACGUCACCGAAAGUGAAUUUGUCGGAAAUUUACGCAUACGCAUGCAGACACUGAGACCGUCACCAACAACAAAUAACUCAGCACAUGUACCAUUCGUGGAAAAGAAUCGGCACACAACACCAUCAGUUUUCGUGCGCAAUGACGCAAUUCGCCAGCCGCUUCAACCACCGUACAAGGGGCCAUUUCCAGUAGUCAAACGCAUCGACAAGUUUUUCAAAGUCAAAAUCCGGGGAAAAGACGUGAACAUCUCCAUCGACCGGUUAAAAUCAGCCUUCAUCGCCGAGGAUAGCCAAAAUCCGUCGAAUCAAACAACUCAGCCAAAAGAGUACCAGACAAAAUCGGGGGAGUGA
Bactrocera oleae (olive fruit fly) is the source of this 729-nucleotide messenger RNA. NCBI's taxonomy places the organism in Eukaryota, Metazoa, Arthropoda, Insecta, Diptera, Tephritidae. The record is from RefSeq and is a predicted model, not a curated record.